AUGUACAAGCUCACCCUCGCUGCUCUUUCUGCUCUCGCCCUCACUGGAGCUAUCACCAUUGAAUCUCCCGAUAGAGAUACCGAAUGGCAAUCUGGUACUUCCUCGCAAACUAUCUCUUGGAAAGCUGUUUCCACCGAUCCUGAUAGUUUUGUCGUUCAGCUUGUUAACCAGGCAGGAUACCUAUCCGACUCACCCGUCACCCUCAUCUCAGACCAAGCUACCGGAUCAGCCGACAUCGUCAACACCGCUACAGUCACUUACCCAAACGGUAACUGGCCAGAGGGUGUUGCUUUCCAAAUCAACUUUGUCACUUCCGAGAAGAGCAAUGCAGCUAUUUUAGCUCAAUCAAAUCAAUUUAACAUCACUUCCGGUGGUUCAUCAUCAUCAUCAUCAUCAUCGUCUUCUUCUGCUUCUUCGUCCAGCUCAAGCUCCAGCACUGCUACAUCUACUAGUACUGGAACAAGUCCUACUACUCUCACUCAAACUUCAUCGGCUGUCACGGUGACUAGUACGGAUGCUUCUACUACUGGAAAUAUCCCUAACUCUUCCAACUCUACCACCACUUCUGCCAACUCCGGUGCUUCCCCAGCUAAAUCUACGGGACUCUUCGCGACUCUCGUCGGAGUAGUAGGUCUCGCUGCUCUUUUCGCCUAA
Kwoniella botswanensis is the source of this 654-nucleotide messenger RNA. RefSeq lists its product as uncharacterized. The coding region runs from base 1 to 654 and encodes 217 amino acids. The record is from RefSeq and is a predicted model, not a curated record. Lineage: Eukaryota; Fungi; Basidiomycota; Tremellomycetes; Tremellales; Cryptococcaceae. The transcript has 3 exons.